AUGGAGCCAGAAAAACCAUUUGCGUGUACUCUGCCGGACUGUGGCAUGACUUUUACCAAUGAGGAUCACCUCCACGUACACACGAAGAAACACGACAUGGUGUUACAACUGGGAAUGGAACAGAAGGUGGCGUUUGUUGCGGAUCAAACUCCGACACCCACGAGAUUCAUUAGGAACUGUGAAGAAGUGGGCUUGUUCCAGGAUCUACAGAAUGUUAAUCCAUUUGACGAGGGCUUCAAGAGAGCUAUGGAGACUAAACAUUCCUUGUCGUUGGAGACGAGUGCCAUGGAUGAUGUUCUUCACACGCCUCACCUGGUGCUGCCGCUGGAGGCCGGGGACUGCGCCCUCUACACCAACAACCAGAGAAACAUCACUAUCAGUCGAUCGUCAAGUGACGAGUCCGGAGCUGUUAAAGAAUACGAAACAACAACUAUAUCAAAACUAACAAACGAGGUGACUACUAUCAGUAGAGUUGUAGGAAAAGAUGUGCUGGAUAGAGUGACGACCACUGAUGACGUCAUCGUGAGACACGAAGAGACCGCGAGGAAAGACGGGUUCAACGAAACAUCGGUCUCAUACACCAACAACGUGAUAAAAAUACACAGCAACGUAGAGAUAAGGAAAGACGGACACAUAGACAAGAUACAUGAACCAAAAGACGGAAAGAACGAGAAGAUACCGCCGAUCAUGAGUCAGAAGUCAUUGGACUUUGUUGUGGACAGUUUAAACACAGAAGACAAGAAUAUGAAACGGACCAAAAAAGACAAAGACAUAGAAGAUUACGAAGUUAUAAUAAAACUGCCAAACGGAAAACAUGUGAGAAUGAAAACGGUAGAAGAAUGCGAACAGAAUGCAAAGGAGAAGUUGAAUAACGUGAUAAGGAACAGAGCUAAAACACCAAAUGUUGUUCCUUUGACUACAGGAACACUGAUACCUGUUACUAUAGUGAGUCCACCGCUCACACACAACCAAAUACCGAAGAUACCGAUAGCACCCAUCAGUAGUGUGAAGACGAACUACAAGAGAGUUAAGAGAAGAGUGAGUGAGAAGGAAGAUGCGAGGAGCGAGAGGGACGAUAAGAUAAAACAAGGACUUGAGAGUAGAAGCGCCGCCUCCAGGAGAUAUAGAGAGAGAUUAAAACAGAGUAUGCAUCAGCAGAGCGUAGAGAUGCAGCAGUUGAGAGAGAGCAACUCGCGACUUGCGGCAGAGCGAGCUGUGCUGCAACACGCGCUGCUGCAACACCUGCGGACCUGCCCCGUGGGACACGACCUGAGGAACGUGCAGGAGAAGCUGCAGAACGCCAGCCAGUUCAUAAAGGAUAUCAAUAAUGGAUAA
Molecule: messenger RNA, 1335 nt
Organism: Danaus chrysippus (African queen)
Lineage: Eukaryota; Metazoa; Arthropoda; Insecta; Lepidoptera; Nymphalidae
Source: the annotation of a GenBank genome assembly